UGUUGACAGCUGACAAAAAUAACGUCAACAUUACACAAAAUCGAAAAGAAAAAUUACCAAACAAAAGUUUUCCAUUUUCUCUCACUCGAAAGAAAAACAAGAAAAUUAUGUUUAUUUUUCCCAUGAAAAAAUAAAGAAUUUAAUUAAAAUUAUCCAUAAAAAAUGGAUAAAUCAAGUGUUGUUAAUCAAUUCACAAAUUAUGUGGAUCAAUUACGAACACAAGAAUGCAGCCAAAAAGAAAAAAUCAAUUGCUUCCAACACAUUGCCGAGUGCAUUUUGUCACCGGCAAUGGUCUCUCACAUCAACUACGCCACUCAUUGCAGCAAUGCAACGAGUGUCCUUUUGUUGUUUUGUGAGGACUUGGAUUCCGUUGUUCGGAUGAGCGCCGAAGAGAAUCUCAAUCGAAUAUUUCGAUCAUUGGAAAAGACUCGAGUUAAACGGAUUUUAAUGGAUUUAUAUGGAGAAAUUAAGAAAAAUGGCAAUCAAAGGUCACUGCGGAUUUGUUUGAAUCUGUUUGCAUAUUAUACACCGCACAUCAAAGAAAAGUACAUUACUUCGUAUGCUUUUCGAUUGCUUCCGUGUCUGCAGACUAUUGCCCAACGGAAGGAGACACAACUUUGUGAGACGCUCUGCGAGUUUAUUAAAUGCUUUGCCAAGAACAUGCUGGUGGGAUUGAACUAUCUGCAGACUUGUAAGCUGAUUGAUGUUUUCAUCGCUAACUUUGGAUCGGAAUGCGCUGUAAAGCGACGCUGCUCCUCGCAAAAUUGCAUCAGCUUAAUUGAGAACUCUCGCAACAGGAGCCUGAUGGCGAAACACGCCCUAAAUAAAGCAAUCGAUUCACUUCUAAAUAGCGACCAUCAAAAUACAAAUAAUGUACUCCUUGGGACUUUGGGUUUUCUAAGAAUUCUAUUACCCUUAAUUAUUCGUGCUGAAAGUAAAGACACUAAUCAUAUUUACCACAAGAAAAGUACCACUACCACCAACAACAGUAAUAAUAAUAACAAAACUGAUGACAAUAAUUGUAACAGCAACAGCAACAGUAACAGCAGCCUUCAAGACGCCAAACAAAUAGUUGAAAUCUAUGAUUUUUGUUUGCACUUACUCAACACAAACCACACUUCAAGUCAUUCCAUUAUAAAUGCCUCUCUCGAGGUUAUCAAUUCAAUUUUACAGUCUUUUGAUGGUGGCGGUGGUGGUAACUCUGGCAGCGGGACCAACACAUCCGCUGCUGGAAAAACACUUGAGCACCUCCUAUGCAAUCACCAGCUGCACCACAAUGAAUACCUAAGAAAGAGGAAAUCAUUAAAAAAUCAAAUAUUCCAAUUGAAAAAUUUUCAAAUGACGUGCAAUGUGAGUGGAAAUGGUACUGGCGGUGCUAGUGUAGGCGGCAGUGGUAUGUCCGAGGUGACUCGAGGAACGAUUUCUACUUCGGCGUCACCAUUCAAGUCAGUGUCGAUGAAGAAAAAAUCGACACAAGAAGAAAAAUCUUGGAUUCCGCCUGGCCACGAGCUGCUUUCUAGCCCCCAAGCCCACUCUCGAGCCACCACCACCACCGACAGAACCAGUCAAAGUUUGCUUGUUGGUGGUGGUGCUGCUGAUGGUGAUGAAGAUGCAUCCGAAUUGAAUAAACAUGGAACGUCGUCGUUGAAGAAGUCGACUAUGACAACGCCACCACCACCGACGACUAUGUCAGUGACAGAGAGAUCGACAUUGAAAGUAAAAUCAACUACGACAGCUUCGGCGGUAGAAGAGGAAGAAUCUAUUAGAGAUGCAUUCAAAUUAGGAAUGGAAAAAAUGUCGUCUUCAAUGUCGACUUCGUCAUCCCUGAUGGGAACACCCACACAUCCAACACCGCCUCCUCGUAGACAUCACCAACAACAACAACAACAACAGCCCAGAACUGCUAGUGGCUUGGUUUCUGAUUCGAAAUGCGAUGACAAGAUGAGGCAUGGGAAUGGCAAUUCCAAAGUAAAUAUUAAGACGAAGAGAAGUUGCAGUAGUAACUCGGGAAUAUCAGUUGACGAUGACGACGAGGCAUGCACCGUCAGUCAAACAAGCACUCGAGCUAACGAUGAGUUACAACUUAAGAAUCAUAAGGAUGAUCAACAUCAUCGCCGUAAUAUUGAUGAUGAUAAUGAUGAUGACGAUGAUGAUGAUGAUGACGGUUUUACUACCCUGUUGGAAGUAAAUGAACCGCUUCAAAAAGAUCCCCAUUUAUUGUUGUCGUCGGAAUCGUCCUUGUUGUCAUUGUCAAUGGGUGAACCCCCAUCAUCAAAAUUGAGGGGGAAGGUGAUGCUACCAAAAGCAUCAGAAACCGAAGAAGAAGAAUCAGAACAACAACUGAUGGUAGCACCACCGACAGUGACGGUAAAUGUCGACCUGCUGAUUGAAGGUGAAGGUGAUGGUGAAGAAGGAUUUGGCGGUGGUGGUGGAGGUGGUUCGAGCGAUGACAAAUCACAGUUCUUGAGUGACAUCGACAAUGAAUCAUUCAACAGCAUUGAUUUCGAAUCUGAAAUCACAAUUGGUGGUGGUGGUGGUGGAAUUGGUAGCGGUAACAGCGGUGAGCACGACAAUAAUAAUUCCGACAACAAAGAUUCAGAAUCGACAACAACGACGACGUCGAGGGUAAUUCCGCCCUUAACUGCUGGAGGAGCAUCAUCAACAUCAUCGUUGCAAAGAAGAGCGACUACGACGUCGAUGAGUCUCAAUAGUAGUGGAAACGACAGCAGCGGUGGUGGUGGUGGCGUCAAGUCGAGUGAUACAAUUGGUUCUUUCUUUAACAAUUUACUCUCGCAUUCGAGUGCAGAAUCCAUGACAAAACUAUUUCGCUCAACCCCCAAGCCGACAACAUUACCGAUUUUAGCAGAUACCUCACCACUUCCGGCCGCAAUAAAUUCUCAACAGCAGCAGAAAUUGCAACAGCAGCAGCAAAAGGAACAACAGCAACAACAAGAUGCAGACAAUCUCUCGUUAGAAUCCAUAAACAGCCAUAUAUCUCUGAGCAGUCACGUAUCACUUCCGACCAAUAGCUCUAGCUCCAGAAAUGAGCAAGAUUUAGUAAUGGUAUUACCACAUCACAAUGCUGCUGCUACUGGCGGCAAUGGCAACCCAAACACCAGUACCACCACAAGUGCUGGUGCUGGGGUCAAUGAUGAUGCAUUAUCUAGUGCGUCAGCAACAGCAUCAACAGCUUUACUAAUGGACAACACCAACACACGCAAUAGCACAGAUGACGAAGACGAGUCCUCCUCUGUCACAAAGUCACAACUCCUAGAUGAGUUUGACAAUCCCACAGACCCAUCACAACUACAACAACAACACCAUUCAAUGCAACUUAACAUUGGAACGAUUUAUGAACAAGCCAUCAUCUAUUAUACGACACGUUCCAUAGCGUUGAAGUUUUUAUUGACUGGCCAGCGAGGUUAUCUACAAUCCGAUUCCUCCGUGCGAGUCUCCAUAAAGCAUCUUUCAUUGAAUGUUAUCGCUAAUUGUGCUCGUCUCAUGCCCGAGGUGAUGCAAAUUCCUUUAGAAAUAAGUUUUGCCGAGAUAAAACGCACCCAACUCGCCCUCCAAAUACCCGAGGAGGAGGAUGAACAACUGGCAUUAGUCGCGGAGGGUCACCACAGUUCGAACCACAGUAGCGACACCAGCAGUAGUUCGAAUGUGGGCAAGGACUUUGACCAUCUAACUGAUGAUUGUAGUAGACUGGGUGGCGGCGUCGUCGGUGGCGAUUUUACACCAUUAGGUGUACUGAGUGCUGGCGAUUUGAUACCUUUGGAAAUUAAAGAUGACCAUUUCGGUGAGAGCACCACAAAUGAUUUCCUCAAUCAACCGCUGAGUAAAAGUGCCGACCCAUUGUUGUUGUUCGCCGAAUUAGGCGGACCACUAGCAGCAUCGUCACAUGAGAAAUCCCCAAAACCGAAACGUAAUCACAAACGAUCGGAACAAAUUCUCUCAAAAUCGGAAAUAAUUGAAUCUAAAACAAGUCGUAGUAGCUACGUUAAGGGUCGUACACCAUUGGUAUCAGUGGUGGAUGCAGCUCAACCAAUAACAUCGCAAUUAAGAGAUACAUCGAUUGGAAAAUCCGCUGCGGAAAAAUUCAAUUUGGUCAGCAAGCCUAAGUCGGCUUCGACCGAGACCUACUCCACCAAGUCACCCACUCACGAUAUCUCUAUCGGCGGCGGUGGCAGUGGUAGUGGCAGAACCAUCUAUGACAUUCAACACCACCACAUGCUGCUGCGGGCCGAGGGGCAUCAGCAGAUCCUUUCGGAUGUGUUGCUCUUUUACAAUCAUUCGGAUCCAAUUUUGCGUGGUGAUGUGCAAAUAAUUAUUGGCAAUUUCACGCAGUCCACACUUGGCUUGUACCACAAUUGCAAUGAGUUGUUCGAUAUCGAUUCCGGCGGCGACGGGCACAAUGUCAAUGAAAACAACGACGACGAUGGUGAUGGUGAUGGUAAAAGUGACGGUAAAGUUGGUGGUAAUUGGGAACCAAAUUGUCUCCAUCACUCACCGCUGCAUAUCAAUAGGCUGUUGGCGAUUUUAAUCAAGGGUCUGCAGGACGAUAUUCACACAGUGGUCAUACAUGCCCUGAAUGCGCUUGAUAAAAUAUUUCCUUUGCUCAUGUCCAAAUAUUUGACUGCGUCCUUCAUUCAAAAAAUGCCAGCCUUUAAUAGUAAAAGCUGUAGCAGUCCAACUAAAAGUCACCAACAUUCACCGGAUGAAACUUAUGACAUUGGAGUGAGUAAUGGCAGCGACUACCACAAUCAAAAUCAAAACCAGAAUCGUCUGAACCAAAACCUCGACGACCACUUAUUGUAUGCUGAUGAUGAUACACUUAUUGGGAAUCUAUUGAAAUGUUUUGAAGUCGACCACAACCAAAGUAAUGGAAAAUCGGGAGUUGCUGCAACCAACAACGACUAUGACAACGACGAAAAAGUCAAUUGUAGUGGCAGUCCUAUUCGUCGAAAUUCUGCAUCUGCAUCGGCCGAUCAGGACCAAAACCAGGACCACCAACAUCAGAGCCAUCAACAACCACGAAUACGACGAGAACGACAAGUAGCUGAUGGAGAUUUUUUCAUCAUAUCCCCGAAAUUGCUAUUGAGCAAACUACGCCUGUGCUAUCACAAUAAAUAUUGGUUGGUCCUGAAUAAAUACGCUGAAGUUAUAUCGAAUCUGGACUAUGAUGCAAUUCGAGAAUAUUACGGAAAUGAUAUUGCAAGUACUUAUGAGAAUACAUUUCUGGACGAACUCUUGCAACUUGUUGGCGACGAUGAUUCUCGCGUCAGGGAGCACACCGCUGAUUGCUUGUGCCGUUUUAUUAUUCAAAUAUCAGGCUACUAUAGUCGACGACGAACAACGGAGAUGGCUGAAAGGACUCUAUCCACCACCACGGCACCAACAACAGCAGCAGGACCAACAGCAACAGCCGGACGAGGAAUGGUUACGUCUUCUUCGAUAGAGCUCUAUCGUACCAAUUUCAAUUUGUUGUGGGACUUCUACGACUAUCGCUUCUUCCAAAGCAUGUCGAUUCCAAUCCGUGAUUUACUCACGGAACACAGUCGCUCGGCGCGAUUGGCAAAUGGCGAAGUUUUGGCCAAAGUUUUGUACAGACUCACAAAUAAACUGAUGGAGUUGAAUGAUAGAAACUUGCAGUGUGGCAUUAUUUAUGCACUGAAAGUCCUGUUGAAAGCAUUCAACUUUUUCGAUUUCCGCGAGAUUUGGACGGAGUUCAACUUUGUGGAGAUUUGCUUCAAGUUCGCUUAUCAUAACUACGCGACAGCAUUGGAUUUAAAUUGCCAGAAUGACCUAAUGGAAGUCACAACAACACUGAUUGCAGGCAAUGUUUUAACAACAAAUGUCAACAGCCACAAUAGCUUUAUCGAUAAUAUAUUGACACAUACGAUGAAAAUAAUUAAUAUCUACUACCACCUGUUCACCAAUCAGAAGCCUUUGCUGUUUGCCAAAGUCCAACGUAAUGAUUUAUUUUCCAAUGCCAAAGAAUUGGCUAUUGUUAAUAGUGUUGGUUAUUUUGGAAGUGAUUAUGUUUAUAUUAAAUUGUAUAAUAUAUUGAAAGCGGCUAAUGAUAGUUAUAAGAUGACCAUAAAUCAAAUGUCUGGUGCAAAACUGAUUUCGCUCCUCCGGACUUGCAUCAAUACGCUUAGUACUUGCAUUGAGCUGCGAAUGAACUGUGGCGACCCCUCUCCCUCCGGCAAUCCAAUCAAAUUAAUCGAGGAAAUUAUACAGUAUUUGACUAAGCUAAUCAAUUAUGCACCAACUGAGUGUAUUGCAAGCUUAAGGCAGCUAUUAAAAUUCUUAUUCAGACGAAAUUAUGGUAGUCGAUGCUCCGACUACCAACUCCACAUAAAUCCAUACUUGGAAGCCAAAUCUAUUGCUUCAACUGAUGUUGGUAUGACUAUAGCGACAGCGAUGGCAGCAGCAGCCGGAGCAGCGGGUGGUUCUCCAGCGGGUGGUAGUCCAUCGCAUUUCAUUUCAACCUCAACUCUUGACAAAAGCUUAAUUGGUACGAGUGGGAAUGUUGUUGGUGGCGGUACGUUGGGCGCCAUUUCAAACCAUAACCAAAUACCAGCAACCACCACGAGCUCGACCGUAGUUUUUGGUCAAUUGUUCGCCACUGGAUUAGAGCUUCCAUUGUGGAAGAACGACGCAGAGAACGAGUGUGCUAAGCAUAUUAAACUAUUCGAGCCAUUGGUCAUAUAUUGUUUGACGCUCUUUAUGAGAUCAAAUGCAAAAGUGCAAGCAUCCAUACUUGAAUUGCUUUCACAAUUGUUGGAUUUGAAUGUGACUUAUAGCAUUUUGGACUCGAAAUUUGUGAUAUACGAUGAAAUAAUGAAGAGUUUAGAUUUGAUUGAAAGCGGAGUUGCAAGCAGAAAUGGCAACACCAUAAUUCCACCGGUCCUAAAGUUCCUCGUCCAAUUAACAUAUAAAAGCGAUCGCAAGAUAAUAACGAUACCGAAAAUCAUAAGCAUCGCCAACAAUUUAUUGGCCAAUAAUUCAAUUCGAGAAUGCAGUGUUCUAGCGCUGAAAGGAUUAGCCUUUGAGAUAUUCCUGAUGCCGGCUCCUCCUCCUUCGUUGUCACACACAAUAGACGUCCUAACACCCCAUCGUCCUGCACCACCUCCACCAUUGCCUGCACGAAAUGCUUCCGCUACUGCUGCUUCAUCACCGCUAAGAAUUGCAAGUAGCAAAACCAGCAGUCGACGCAGUAGCAUCACGAGUGUUACUGCUUUGGACGCCAAAGAAUUGGACACACAAAAGGAGGUGGUUUUGGGAAUGCUGGAGAAAUUUAUUGAUUCCCAAGAAUGCCAAAGGAUGUUGGCGAUUUUAUUACUUCACGACCGUAGUUGGAAUGCAUUCGUUGAUCUUCAACAGCAGCAGCAGCAGUUUGGACAAAAAGACCAACAUUCAAUAGCAGCGACAACUGCGUCGCCAAAACCAAUGACACCGAUGAUGUCGAUGCCGAUACUGCUGCCAUCAUCGACGUUGUCGUCGGCAACAACAUUGUCAAUGCAGGAAGGAGCAAUAUAUUCGAUUGUUACCAAAGGACUAUGCGAUGGCAAAAUCAAAGUGAACGACUGGCAGGGAUUCUUUGUGCUCGAGUCUUUGUUCCAGAACAGUGGUAAAAAUAUCCUUUUGGAUAGCAAAGAGUUUUCAUCGAUGUUGGCAUUGUUCAUUACAAAGAAUGUGGAGAGCUUCAGCGAUUUAUCGUGUGCCACUAUUAUCCUGGAGAAUGUGAUCCUUAAAACCGAGGAAAUCUAUUUAGUAAAUCACAUAAAACUUUAUUUGAAAAAUCACUUCGACAGAGGCAGCAGUGGCAGUGGCAAUGGAAGUGGCAAAGUUGCAGCUGUAGGAGGGGCUGGUAUGACAUCAUUCGAGCUCAGUGGUUACCCUCAUCUUCAAUCGAUGUCCUCGUCCUCAUCAGGAGUGGAUGAUGUUGAUUACGGUGGUCGAUAUGCUUCAAGCUGCUUGCCCAGUACUAGCAAAGCAGCAGCAGCAGCAGCCAACUCCUCUACCACUUCCAUAACCAUCAAUGAAAUUAACUAUUUUGCAAAAGUUUUAUGCGAGAAGCUUGAUGGAUGCCUGGCAACUUUAGCAAAAUGUCGUACACCGCCGAAUAGAAAAUAUUGCGGACUUGUGGUGAGAUUCGUUAGAGCACUCUAUGUCAUUACGGAAAAGAAGGACUCACUUCAGCCAGCCGUACGUCGGUUGCUCUUGGGUGAGUAUAAUUUUUGGGAAAGAUACAAUUUGGCAGGACUUAGCACGGACGAGGGUCUGCAAUUGGAGAUGUUGAAACUUUUGCUAGCCAUCAAAUUGCAAUCGGACAGGAAUUCAGUGUUGCAACAGCUUCAAGAGGGCGGCAUUAAGUGGAACGUGCAAAGAACACUUUUAAAGGAAAUUUGUCUCAGAUUGGAAGAGGACCUGCCAACAACUAACUGGGACUACACCGAAGUGCAGCAACUUUUUUCAAGUAGUUUUUUAAAUAUUUUAAUUAACGAUAAUCUGCCUUUCAUUCGAAUCUUGUGCGAGUCCAACGAGCAGUUUUCCUCAUUAUUCCUAAGAGCCCUAAUCGAGAACUGCAAUGUCCUUAAAAAGAAUUCCAUUCGACGGGUGGUGGUUCAGUUCAUUGAGCAACAACAGCAGAAGCAGCAUCAGCAUCAGCAGCAGCAGCAGCAGCACAAUUUGAUGCAAGGAAUUGAUGCCAAAGUGGAGCUACUGACAAAACUCUUUGAUUUGGUGAAUGGCUAUGGUAAUAAGUCUCUUGAGAAUUUAAUUGUGCGAGCUAGUCGAAGAAUAGUCGCGGAGCACGAUGAUAAAUUGGCCAUUCGUAAUAGCUUCCUUGUGUCUGGCCAUACAAUGCUUGGCAAAAUUCUAUUUGAAGAUGAAUUGAAUGCGGAAACCGAUGAGGCAAUUAGUCGGAGAUAUGAACAAAGGAUCAUCGAUGAGAAGUGGCUCUUUACACAAAUAAUGAAGUCAUCACCAUCAGCCGACUCCGAACGACUAUCACGAAUCCUCCUCGAAAUAUCAUCCGAAUACAAACUCGGUAAAAUGUUCGCCUCCCCCGAUUUCGAUGUGGAAAAAAUUCUCCCCUCAGCCAUCGAUACAUCUCUCAAAACAAUGAUGUCCUCAUUUCGCAACAACUGCAUCCAAUUCAAUCCGCACAUCCAUUACAUGAAUGUCAAUCCAUUGGCAAAGGUAGCCUUAGUCACCUUAGUGACACAUAUCGAUAAUUUCCACAACCAUUGCUCAAAAUCCAACAAAGCCCACCCACUCCCUCAAUAUCUAGCCAAAUCAGUCAUAGCUUUGAUGACAAAUCUGAAACAAAUUGAAGAGCUAGCAUUAAUUUACAUCGAAUCGAAAUUCAUUGAUAAGUUUGUCAAAGAACAUCUGCUGCGUGUUGAAGUCGUGGCAGCACUCAAAACCUUCCUACGGAUAUCCUGCGAAAGUAUAGCCGAACUCAGCCUAAUGAAUCAGCAAAAAGGAGGAGCUCUUGAGAUUUUCACUUUCACCUCCUGCAUUGAUGCUAUUCUCAAGCACAAAUUGAUUUGGCAAGAGUUCAAUUUGUCGUCAUCGUCGUCGUCGAUGUCCAGCGACGAAGAAGAGCUACAUAAAUCUGGUGACGGUGACGGUGCUGGUGCUGAAGCCAACGCACAACUGCUAAAUGAUGUCCUUAAUAUGCUUUUUGUCGUAGUAACUCAAUCAAUGGGAAACACGAUUUUCUACAAAAAAUACAAAGCCCAGUUGUUGCUUCCAAUGGCUAUGGAGACCGGGACAGCAUCAACAACGAUGACAAUGAUGACAUCUCACACGCACCGAAGCGUGUCUGUCUUCCAAAAGGCAAUUUUCCUAGCCAAGCUGAUUGAGACCAAACUAGAUGUUGACUACGAUGAAAGCACCAAAGGAUCCCAAAUCAAAUGUGCCACAGUGCCAAUGCGAAUCCUGAAAUCGAUUGGAAUCUCAAUUCUAAGGACAAAUCGAUUUUAUGCAUAUGCUGUGACCCCAUUGGAGAUCUACCAGCAGAAUGGAGGGUUGGAAGGUGGGGCAGGAAGUCGUAGUUGCGCCGCUGGCGGUGGUUAUGAGAGCCAGAUUAAAAGUUCGAACGGGAAACUACCCUCGAUUCCGGUUGAACACCUCAGUGAUGUUGAUGUUUUGCAAAAAUUUGUAAAGAGGUUAUCAAUUUUUGGCUUCACAACACGACAACAGUUUGAGGAGUACUUUAUGACAUUCCUGCUGCUAAUCAAUAAAGUCUACGACGAGAAUAUGGUCGAUGUGCAGGAGCAAUUUCAAAUUAAAAGCGUUUGUUUAGAAGCAAUCCUGGAACUUUUAAUUACGUACAAAACUUUUCCGAUUGUGGGCAGUAAACUUUCAUAUUUUCAUCAUACAACUCGAUGGGCUCGUAUUAAUUGCGAUAGUAUUAGUUUGAAAAAAUUACACAAAGUCCAACUAUUGGUAUCGGACUCGAAUGUAUUCUACCAUCCGAAUUUGGAGCGCAACCUGUCACCAAUGGCCGACACAAGGGACAACAUUAUUGGAACAUUGUCCUUUCAGCCCAAUCAGUAUGAUCUCAAUUUUAUUUGGCAACAAAUGGAAGCCUACAACAGCCCAAAUAGUCCUACACGUGGCGGUGGUGGUGGUAAUGGUGAUGGGUUAUUAUCAUCCAGUGAAUCAGCGGCAGCAGCAGCAGCGUCAAAAACGUCAGGUGUAAGCCUGCCGGCAGAUGGCAAAGAGGAUAUUUUCACUAGGAAUUUCCGUCACUUCACCGAUAACUCUGGAAUCGAUUUUAGGAGCAGCUCUCAAUUAAUAUUCGAUGUGCUAAUGCAAAUCAAUGAGCACAAUCACAUUCUAGCCUUGCCGAAUUUGGUGAAAUUCUGUGAAAUCUGCGAUAGCCGUGACCAAAUCAAAUUGAUCAGGAACAAAGCUCUAAAACUACAGGAAACAAUACCAAUGGACGAUACAAUAACUCAUCAGUAUGUAAUCUACUUAUUGUGUAAGACCCAAGCGAUGCUGAUACCUUCGCCCAAUGAGCUCUCGCAUCUAUGUGCCCUUGCAGCCGCCUACUUAAAGAGCUCUCAUGUGUUCAUUAGGAAUGCCACCCUGUCGGGAUUGUUGUGUCUGCUCGAGUGCUGCUUCAAAACGAACACAACAAUGGGCAAACUAAGCGAAGAGCUAUCGAUGCUACGGGACUUGAUUGUUGGCUACAUAAAUCGUCAUGGCAUUAUCGAGGAAAGCGCAUCAAUGCAAUGUCAAAGUGACAUUCACAUGAAACUUGUGUGGGCACUUAAUUUCAGUUUAAUCGAAUGGACAUCAAAAUUUGUAGUGCAGUGUCAUUUGCUGUCAAAUACAAUUAUUUGGGCAAAUAAACAUCUUAAAAGGAUAACCAAUCAGGACAUCUACUUGUGUGUCAUACAUGGAUUAGAACGGAUAGUUGUAAUCAAUGCUGCGACACCAGAGAUGCGGACAAAAAUUGAAAAACUCGCCCUCGAUCUGAUGAAGCUGGAAAAUGAGAGAUUUUCAAUUCCAGCGCUGAAAUUGCUUUUGACCUGCAUUUAUAUGGGCUCCUCAAAGCAAUUGGAAAAUACCGAGCUGUCCAAUGGCAUUGUUCAGGAUGACCCCGAGAUAAUCGCCCAACAAACUGACAAAGUCGACAUCCUCUUGCAUUGCAUCAAGUCAUCGACAAGGAGCGCCGCCUGGAUCUAUGGCCAAGUUUUGUGUCAAAUUAUCCGAGAUUUAGUGCCGCCAAAUGAGAUCCUUACCAAGGUCAUCAAAGAGUUUUUGGCUAUAAAUCAACCGCAUUGCGAUGUUAUUGCCAGUAUAGUUCAUCAGGUCUUUCGUUCUGCCAUUGAUUCGUCGUUCCUGCAAAUGCUGCAAGAUUGGCUGAUAUGUUCGUUGCCAACUUUCUUGGCGCUGCCGCAACAGAAAGGUGUCUGGGCGCUAACCGUCAUCUUCUUAUCGGCUUCCAUAAAUUUGCAUUUGAUUAAAUUAUUCCCAGUUGUUUUGGUUGAAUUUGGGGAAUUGGGUCAACAGGAGAUUGUCCUGUUUCAAACAUCCGCCCAAGAUUUCCACUCAAAAUUGAGCGCCGACCAGAAGACACGUUUUCGUGAUGCAUUCAAGCGUUUUCAGCAAAAUGAGAUUUUCGCAAAAAUGUUGCACAGCUUGUAGCGAUGAAGAAGAGACGAUGCGAUGCGAGAUGAGAGACAAGAGAUGGUAGAAUGAUGAUGACGCCAAUCUAAGGGACGGAUGAAAUGCUUUCUGUGUGUAAGAGAGAGAUGCGGAGCUCAGCAAAUAGAGCAUAAGGACCAAAAAAAAGGAUGCGAGAAGAAUCUGGAAUUUAUUUAGUUAGCAAAAAAAAGAUGAAUUUGUUUUUUUCUUUCAUUUUAUUUUUUUCCUUCUGUCUUUUUUUUGUUUAUUCGCAUUUUUUUUUUUAUUAUUUGUUUCAUUUUUUUUUUUUUUGUUAUAGUUAGAUUGUAAGAUUCAAGCAAAUAAAAAGACGAUAAAAAAAAUAUUAUUUUAUCCUUCAAUAAAGGAUAUAUGCGUAUAGAUAUCUACUAUAAAUAAUUGGGAGAAAAUUUGGAAAUAAAAGUUAAAGAACAAUAAAGAAAGAUAUGUUUAUAUCCAUGUUGGGGGUAUCUAUCUACUUUUAAACUUUAUGUAUGGAAUGCUAAAAUGUAGACAAAUAUAAAUUAUAUAUUCAUAUAUGGAAAAUAA
Messenger RNA from Episyrphus balteatus (marmalade hoverfly), 12720 nucleotides. RefSeq lists its product as uncharacterized. The record is from RefSeq and is a predicted model, not a curated record. Gene Ontology annotation, cellular component: cytoplasm. NCBI's taxonomy places the organism in Eukaryota, Metazoa, Arthropoda, Insecta, Diptera, Syrphidae. Bases 163 to 12174 code for a protein of 4003 amino acids. The transcript has 27 exons.